AAAUUCAAAACCGUAAUAAUUAAUAAUGAGUGAAUUAAGACGGUUCAGGACUACCGAUUUAUUUCGCUUCAAUAAUGUAAAUCUUGAUGUUCUAACAGAAACGUACAAUAUUUCAUUCUAUCUUACUUAUUUGGCGCGUUGGCCAGACCUUUUCUGUGUCCAGGAAUCACCCAGUGGAACCAUAAUGGGUUACAUAAUGGGGAAAGCUGAAGGACGUAAUAAAGAUUGGCAUGGUCAUGUUACGGCAAUCACUGUAGCUCCCGAAUAUCGACGGUUAGGUUUGGCAGAUGGAAUGAUGAAGUUGUUAGAAAAUGUGUCAGAAAAGAUUUAUGAUGGAUAUUUUGUCGAUUUAUUUGUCCGCGUAUCAAACAAAGUUGCAAUAGGGAUGUAUAAAAAGUUUGGUUAUUCUGUCUUUAGACGUGUUAAUGGAUAUUAUUCUUCAGGAGAUAAUAAUGAAGAAGAUGCAUUUGAUAUGAGAAAACCUUUACCACGAGAUGAAAAGCGAGAAAGCGUGAUUGAAAACGGGGAGAAUAAUAUUGUUAAACCUGAAGAUUUGUAGAUUUAUAGUAUUUUACAUAGUUUGCUUGAUUUAUUUGUAGCCCAGGGACUUUUUUAUAAUAAAAUAAAUUUAGCAGUUAAUUAUUAUUAUAUAUAUAUAUAUAAAAGUGAUUUAGUGGUAAAGAUACAAACUAAACUAGUAAGACUCACUCGCUCACUCACAAUAUGUAAGUUAUUAGGUACUAUCAAUUAAGACUAACCUAACCGCCCCCAGGAUAACCUACGAGCCCACUUUUCGUAAAAGAAAAACUAUCUAUAGAUUAUAGAGAUAAAAGGGAGAUGAAGGAAAGAAUAACAAAAUGACAUAUCAAUCUAGAUGCAACUAAGGUCCAUUGAGACAAAUAGAAAAAGCGGAUUGUAAUACAUCAAUAAUAGGUAAUACUAAGUAUUACUAUUAUUUCCUGCAAUGACCCCGGAGAGAAUUAAAAGCAUUACAGGAUUUUUUUGACGAUUUUUUU
Messenger RNA from Rhizophagus irregularis DAOM 181602=DAOM 197198, 1016 nucleotides. Its product is annotated as N(alpha)-acetyltransferase 20 NatB catalytic subunit. Gene Ontology annotation, molecular function: protein-N-terminal amino-acid acetyltransferase activity. Gene Ontology annotation, biological process: N-terminal peptidyl-methionine acetylation. NCBI's taxonomy places the organism in Eukaryota, Fungi, Glomeromycota, Glomeromycetes, Glomerales, Glomeraceae. Gene Ontology annotation, cellular component: NatB complex. The record is from RefSeq and is a predicted model, not a curated record.